CACGCCGUUCAUGAACAACUUGAUCUCUCGCCUGAAUUUUCUUUCAUUCAUCACCUUUCCCUUCCAGCCCUCUGUGCCAUGCCGGUGACUCACGGGCCGAAUAUGGUAUUACUAACGUUUAAUUAUUUUUUUUUUCGUGCCGCUGUCGACUGACCAGGACAUAAUUAUUUUAAUACCGGCUCACCAUGUUUUCCCUUCGCAUUGCUGCCUCGACGCGUCAAAUCUAUUUCAACGCUGGCCCAACGCUCUUUUCGAAUAGAUAUUGCUCGAAGAUAGAGAUGCCUAAAUCUUCUUUAGAAAAACCGAUUGCAUUACCGCCCAAAAAGCGCCUUGCUAUAGUUACUUGUAUGGAUGCUCGUAUAAACCCAUUUACACAACUUGGUCUUGAAGAAGGAGAUGCCCAUAUCAUUCGAAAUGCUGGUGGAAUGGCAAAGGAUGCAUUGCGAAGUAUAAUUAUAUCACAACGGCUUUUGGGAACUCGAGAGAUAGCCAUAUAUCACCACACGGGCUGUGGCAUGAUUACAUUCACUGGUCCAACGCUGCGAAGGAUGUUGAGUGAUGCGGACCCCGGAAAUCCUGCAAUCGCUUACCAGGCCAACAAGAUUGACUUUUUGGAGUUUGAUGACGUUGAGCAGUCGGUUCGGGACGAUGUUUUAAAGGGUACUAAAAUCACUGGCUGGAUCCAUUAUGUAGAGACAGGCAAGGCUGUACAGGUAGUGUAACUGAGAAAGUAUUGCUACUAGAUACUCUUUCUCUUCUACAAUAUCAAUACUCUAAUAGCACUAGUGUGAACGUGGGAGUACCCCACGUUUUGCGAGGGCACCCCGACCGCUUCGUGCUGAUGGUUAUAAUUAUUUUCAAUAUUUUUCAGUGCACCAAGGUUCAAGCCGAUGGGAGCAAAGGAGUCUUAGGUCGAUGACAAAACGAUCCAUA
Desarmillaria tabescens is the source of this 933-nucleotide messenger RNA. RefSeq names its product carbonic anhydrase. The record is from RefSeq and is a predicted model, not a curated record. Bases 186 to 722 code for a protein of 178 amino acids. The transcript is spliced from 8 exons. NCBI's taxonomy places the organism in Eukaryota, Fungi, Basidiomycota, Agaricomycetes, Agaricales, Physalacriaceae. Gene Ontology annotation, molecular function: carbonate dehydratase activity; zinc ion binding.